Durusdinium trenchii is the source of this 1409-nucleotide messenger RNA. Lineage: Eukaryota; Dinophyceae; Suessiales; Symbiodiniaceae. The record is from the annotation of a GenBank genome assembly.
UCAGUUUCCAACUCUUUUUCACCUGCUGUUCUCCACCUGCGGUUUUCUGCCGUGUGCCAUGAAAUGCGCUGGCUGCUUGUGGGGUUGAUUCUUACCACUGGCUGCUUGGGAGAGCUGGAGUACGAGUUGGUGGUGCCAGAGGCUUCCAGGCCCGGUACAGGUCUUCAGCGAGACGACUUGGAUUCCGAGGCACUGGAUGUGCUCUUGUUGAUCGAGACCGACGCGGAGUGCUUCCGAACGGCGCAGAGCGACGUGCGCAAGUGGGCCGCGGCCGGAAACCACAUGGUGGCCACCUGUGCCUACCCGGCAGCCUUUAGCUUCAAGGCCUUUGCGGCAGCAGCGGGCUUGCGCAGUUGUGAGGAAUGCAAUUUGGAGCGGAGUUUGAACCAUUUGCGGAGCUUAGUGGGCGAGUUCAAGGUGAAAAUGCACGAGCUGGCACCCAGCAUGCGGCUGCCGGUGCCCAUUGCCAGCAUUGUACGGCGCUACGUGCUGGAAGAGGUCGAGGUGAUUACUCGAGCCUUUCAGAAGCUUUGGAGCAAUGAGGCACUUCACAGAUGGUUACAGAACCCGAUGGAACUCUCAGCUGCGGCACUGGAGUGUGCACGCUUGGCAGGUGAGCGAAGGCGCAUUUUGUGGUGGCGAACCAACAUGAUGACCUCAGUGGAGGAGUUUGGAUUGGGUCACCUGGUCGAGUUGCUCGCGCCGCGCUCCGACUUCCUGUUGACUCGCCAAGGCGCGCUGGAGGAGCUGCUGGGGGGUCCACCGGCCGCAGGACUCACCUUAGUAGAGGUGGGUGUCCAUCUGGCGCGGCUGGCGUUUGCGCUGCUGGGCACCCAUCAAGGUCUUUUCUACAUCGGUGUGGACCCAUUCGUCUACGGCGAAAGCACCUCGCUGGAGUCGCGGAAGCAGCAGUUGCGUGAUCUGGGGCUCUCACCUGAGGAAGAUGGAGGCAUGGGGGCUCAGGAACUCAGCUCUGAGGUGCGUCGCGCAGCUGAAGACAAGCUGAAGUUCUUCCCAGGCCGAGCGAAGUUGCUGGCCGUGCCCUCCGUGGAUGCAGCUGCUUUGGUGCCCGACCAGUCGGUGGAUGGCGUGUUCAUUGAUGGCGAUCAUUCGUACCUUGAGGUUGUGAAAGAUAUUGACGCGUGGGAACCCAAGGUCAAGCCGGGAGGCUUUUUGAGUGGCCACGACUUUGGCAACCACCGUGACGUGGCCAGGGCCGUGCUGGAGCGCGCUGCGGAGUUCAACCGAACGGUGCACCUCUCAAUGGAUUGGUUCUGGUACUAUUACCUUUAGGAUGGAUCCUUUAGCUCAUCAUCGUACCGAGGCUGGAGCCAAUGGCGCAAGCCAAUGGCGCAGUAGGCGGAACUGGAACACCCGGGAGACGACCAAUCCACUUCGGCGGUUCGCAG